AUGAGCGGUUUAGUAAGAACAGCACACAGAGUUAUGCAGAGUUGCAUAAAAAACUCUGGACUCACCGGAGCUAUAGUGUGCAGGACUCAAGCUCCCGUAAAGCGUGACUUCACUAGAGGAAUAUGGCACAUGAGUUGUUCAAAGAGGAUGGAUAGCUCGUACACAUCAGAUCUUCUAAAAAAUCACUCCAACACAUGCAGUUGCGGCUGUGGUCUCAAAGCUCUUCAUACUAAAGACCAACAAGACGAAAAAUCUCCAAAUCCUAAACCCCUGGGUGAACGGGAACUAGUAGAGUUUCUUACAGAGGAGAUAGUCGCUGAACGUAAAGCUCAGAAGGUGAAAACACUUCCCGGUGAAGUGGAAGGCUUCAAGGUUCAGGGAGAUGGUGCCGAGGUCGUACUCACUAAGCAGUUGAAAGAUGAGAUUGUUAGAAUAACAUUCAAUGUGAACCACACAGUGGAUACAGAAGAUUUUGGCGAUGAAUCCCAGCAGGAGAAGCAGGAGUUCUCUGAAAUGAGAUCCAAACCGCAGUUUGAAGUGGACCUUGUACGUGGUGAUACCACUCUCGGCUUCACCUGUUCUUUCCUUCAGGACCAACCAUCAGCCGGUGCCGAUGAAUAUAAUGACAUCUUUGGUAUCGAUGAGGUGACUUUAUACAAGGGGGAAUGGUCGGACAAAGUGUAUGCCGUCGCUGGUGAUGUGCUCGAUGGGUAUCUCUAUGAUCUUUUGAUGAAUCUUCUUGAAGAAAAGGGUAUCAGCAAUGACUUUGUGCAAAAAUUAUCUGACUUCAGCACAGCAUAUGAACACACAGCUUACAUCAAUCUGUUAGAGGGUAUCUCAAAGUUUACUAUUGGAAAACAAUAA
Messenger RNA from Danaus chrysippus (African queen), 864 nucleotides. Lineage: Eukaryota; Metazoa; Arthropoda; Insecta; Lepidoptera; Nymphalidae. The record is from the annotation of a GenBank genome assembly.